AAGAUGCUCUGCACAAGUCAGGAGCUUCACUUCAGCACACACACAAACACACACACACAAACACACACACUCUCGCACACACAAAGUCAUCCUCCAUCCUCCACCCUCCAGCAGGCCUGUGCAGCUGCAGCCAGCAUGUCUAACUCGGACCGGGUUGUGUUGGCUCUAGGAGGAGCAGGCACAGUGGGCUCUGGGAUAGUUAAAGGUCUGCUGGACAAAGGUUUCAAAGUCGCAGUGAUCGCCAGGGACAGCAGCCGUCUGGAGAGGCUCCAAUCAUUGGUCUCUCCCAGCACAAAGGAUAACCUCACCACUAUAGUGGGGAAUGUGGGGUCUGAGGAGGGAGCAGAGCAGGCAAAGCAGGACCUGCUGAAGGCGGUGGGGAAGGUGACUGACAUCGUCUCCUCUCUGGGCUUCAGUUGGUGGCAGGGAGGACCCCCACACACCCAGUCUCUCAAAGAACUACACUGGGUAAUUGAGACAUUACUUUUCAGCACCUUUGUGUCAUGGAAGUCCUUCUUCCCCCUGGUGAGGGACGACUCCAACUGUACCUACACCUUCAUAACAGGAGGAGCAGGUGAGAAGCUGCUGAUGCCUGGUACUGGCUUUCUGACAGUAGGAGCUGCCAGCACCCUGGCCUUCUGCCAGGUACUACGAGAGGAGUAUCCCGAGGUGCCCUGCAAACUCAACCAGGUGAAAAUCAACACAGGUGUAGCCACUCCAGAGCGCAUGGCACCUGGUUACCUGAACCACCUGGACCUUGGCGAGGCUGUUGCCACCCUUGUGGAAAGACGAAACACGUCCCACACUGUCUUCACCGUCAGCUGCCCUGCAGACUUAAAAACUGUCCUUCUGGAGGGGAACCUUUAGAUUUGGAAACCCCUUGCUCCGGCCCUACCUUGUUGUCACAGGGACACAUCUACACGCCCUCUGCUCCUAUACUCUUACUGAACACAUGUACCCCAUUCAUGCCCAACUUUAUGUAAAUUAUCUGUUGUUUCAACUAAUACCGUAUAUUAAGCUGCCUGUUCUCAGAUUGUUAGCGACUGUUUUCUCUGCAUGUGCUGUUGUCUGUAAAAACAUGCAUACAGGAUUUACAAUACACACCUUCUCAUUGUUGCCUGCUUCUGUACAAAAAUGAUCGCGCAGUUCUGUUCUAUCGUCGGAAGACAUUAUACCCAAUGUAAUGCCACCAAUUUUCCAUGGAUCUGCUAAAUACUGUAUACUUGGUAUAAAACUAGAUCUCUUAAAGGACUACUUUACCCCAAAAUGACCAUUUUUAUAUCAAUUACUCAGCCCGUGUAACCUUGAAUUUGUGAAGAAAACAUAGUUUUUCUGGCAUGCCUCCACAGUGAACGAAGAGUAAAACAACAGAGAAAAGUCUUGAUGAAUUGAAGUAAAUGGGGGCCGCGUUUAACAACAGCAAAACUAUAUCAGAACCUCUGUUUACGAACUCUCACACAACCUGUGCAGCACAAUCCAAAGUCUCAUUUAUCCAGUCAUAUGCUCACUACUUCCCAAACACAUGCGUCUUUGCUAAAACCUCACUAUUUAAAACACUUUGUACAGUGUGAUCACUCAGGUCAAGGCUGAUGAUCAGACCAUACAGUGUGAUCACUCAGGUCAAGGCUGAUGAUCGGACCGUACAGUGUGAUCACUCAGGUCGUGGCUGACGAUCGGACCGUACAGCGUGAUCACUUAGGUCAAGGCUGACGAUCAGACCGUACAGUGUGAUCACUCAGGUCGUGACUGCAGAUCGGACCGUACAGUGUGAGCACAUAAAUUGGGAGCUUUGGCUUCACAUCCCAAACAAUCUACAGUAGGAGUAGGAAGUACACAACAACAUGUCUAAAAGUGUACAGUGUAUGCCCAGCUUAAGUGUAACUGUGUUUACAAGACAACUCCAUGGGGUACCUUUAACAUGUUGGCAUAAAGGCUAAAGUGCAACAUGGUUGAAGAGUGUAGGAACACUUUGUGGCCUGAGAUGAUUAGGACUUUGAGAUACUGGGGAUGUAGCUGAUGGGGAACUUGUACGUUGAGGAUUUGACAUUUUUUGAGUCCUGAGAUGUUGCAGACUUGAAAUGUCUUAAAAAGUUGGAGAUGAUGUGGAGUGUGCAUUCUUUAAGGACCUGACAUGUCAGGAAAACAGACAUUUGCAACCUUCUGUAUUGGGGACAUUGAAAUGUUAGGGAAAUGAUGAAUUCAUUUCACAUCCUGUUACCUUUUACGGUUGCAGUAUGCUUGAAACGAACACAUUUGCUCGAUGGCGUCGUCCAAUUUGCUUACACCUGAUCUGAAGGUCACACUCAAUGGCAGAGCAAAAAAAAAAGCCUGCCAUCAUAGCCUCCACUGGCUGCAUCCCACUGCCUCCCCAGUCUCUCUCCAAGAACUCUGUGGCUUCAGCGAAUCUGUCUGAACUCUAUAAAUUGGGUUGUCUCACAGUCUCUCCUUGAAGACAUUCAUGGUGCUGCAAAAAAGGUUACACUUUGUUGAAGAGUGGGGGUUUCAGAUACUCUCAGACGAGCACUUCCUUUAACUGACCCCUCACGGAUGGAGACCAUGGCUCUGAAUAGUGAGAAUCGUUGUCAUGGCAUGACUCAUUACGGAUAUAAAGGUAACACAGCAUGUUCACUGCUCAUUUUAGCCUCUUUGUAGAGCUUUCACAUACAGUGUUUUCACAUUCAAAUACCAAUAAAAAAGAUAUGUGCCA
Messenger RNA from Sebastes umbrosus (honeycomb rockfish), 2707 nucleotides. RefSeq lists its product as uncharacterized. Gene Ontology annotation, molecular function: 2,4-dienoyl-CoA reductase (NADPH) activity. Bases 4 to 867 code for a protein of 287 amino acids. The record is from RefSeq and is a predicted model, not a curated record. NCBI's taxonomy places the organism in Eukaryota, Metazoa, Chordata, Actinopteri, Perciformes, Sebastidae. Gene Ontology annotation, biological process: fatty acid beta-oxidation. Gene Ontology annotation, cellular component: mitochondrion. The transcript is spliced from 6 exons.